AUGUUGGGGCCGGCGGAAAGGGUGAAGGUGCACACCCGAUGGCCGCUCGGUCCCGGUGUCCCAGCCCCAGCUUACCCCAGUCUGCGGCGGGAUGAAGCGGGUGGCUCCAUUCGGAUCGGCCGGCGGCCGCGGGAGGGCUGCUGCCCGGGGAGGAGGAGACCGGAGAAGGGACGAAGCACUCUUCCUCAGUGUGAGGGAGCGGCCUGUCUGGGGAUGGCGGAGCGGGUGCCUGCCCUCAUGAGGCACAAAUCCUCUUGGAGCGGCAGUAUUAUGCCUGCUAGUGAAAAAGAUGAUAGUUCAGUUGACUACAGUGGAGCUGCAGCUGUUGAAGAUGUGUCACUGUUGCCAAAUACACAUGCAAACCAGGAAAGUGCUGCUAGUCCAUUUCUCAGCAACCAGAACGUUUUAGCUUCUUCCAUUCUCAGCACAGUGACGAAAAGCUCAGCCUGUUCUAGUACCACUAGCAGUCCACCCAAUAAUAUCUUCUGUUCCAAAUAUGAAAUACAUACUGAUUCUGAGAAGGAAAACGUGAGUGGUGCUGGCAAAGAACACAUGGAAAACAUUCUAGAAGAAUACUCGCAGAAAGGUAGAGAUGCGCAGAAAAGGCUGAAUGAAACUACUGAGCUACAUGAGCAACAGAAAAACAACUUAAGGUUGAUCAUUGCUGAUUUGCAGACCAAACUGAUGGAAGUGCAGUUGGAAAGAGAUGUGCUUCAGGAUGCUAGACAAAAGGAAUCUCAGAGCCAAGAGAAUAUCAAAAUACAGCUAAAAACUACUAUUAAAAAACUGGAAGCUGCCGGCCACCUGCAGGAGGAGAUGCUAAGGGAGGCUGACAGCCAAACUGAACAUCUGGAAAAGAUGGUCCACAGCCACGAAGAAGUACUUCUGGAACUCCAUGGCAUCCUCAUGGACUACGAAGACAGCACAGGCAGGAAACUCUGUGACCAUGAGAACAUUACUAGCAGCCACAUGCACAGCCUGAGCACAGGACUUGCUGACGUACUGCAAGAUUUAGACUCAGAGGUGUCAUACCUCAAAGAAAAGGUUGCCCUGGUAGAAGAAGAACUUGAGUCACUGAAGAAAGAUUCACAAACCCCAAAACAGCUACUUCAGCAACACCAAAAUAGGUACCUUAUUUUCUUUUGAAAUAAGAUUGAGCAACUAGUAAGUGAGCAUGAACAGGAGGUGGCAGCACUGACUGAUAAAGCCAAUGCAUAUAGCUGUGCAAAUAGUAUGGAAAGCCAGAUGAAGAUCAUUCAAGAACGAACAAGAAAUCAGAAUUCAGUGCAUGCACAUCAAGUUAGUCACUUGGAAUCUGCAGUUUGUCAGCUGCGUUCUGAAUUACAAGAAGUUAAAAGUAUAUAUGAAGACAAGGUCAAAGAUCUUGAAAAGCAGUUGCACCUAGCUCGUUCUGAGGUGGCAGAAGCUCAGAUAGGACAGGAUCAAAGCAGCCAAGAAUCUAGAUAUUUGAAUAACACGACUCAUCAGUUACUGGGAUGUGACUUUAAUUUCUUGUAACUUGAACUGCGUAAAAAAGAGAUAGAACUAAGUCUAGAAAAAGAGCAGAACAAGCGAAUCUGGGAUCAGAACACAGACAGCAGCAUCACCAUUGACCAUCUAAAGAGACAACUAGAUAACAAAACCAAGCAACUGCAGUGUAUGGAAAACACAGCAAAGGAAAUGAGGACUGAAUGUCAGAAACAAAUGGAGUACAAGAUGGCUGCAAUUAAGGAAAAAAAUGAAAGCAUUGGAAGAAUAUCCUCAUUGACUGUCCAACUGGAGUCAACCAAGGACACGCUCCGUAAAGUUAAAGAAGAUCUUACAGCCAAACAGAUCGAUUUGGAGAUUGCUGAGAAAACUGUGUCAAAUCUGACAGCCUGUCUGCAGGAGAAAGAGAGAGCCCUUGAGGUUACCAGUGAGGAAAUUGAGAAACUGCAUUCACAACUUAGCAGUAGGAUACAAGAGUUCCAACAUCUCAAGAAUGAAGAGGACCAUUUAGAUCAUGUGCAGUCAGAGUGUGAAGCACUGAAACUGCAGAUAUCAGAGAAGCAAAGGAUUAUUGAGAUCUUCCAAAAGCAAAUUGAUAUCAUGACCCAGAUUGUGGGCCAGCACAGUCGAGCUGCUGGAGCAAUAGAAGUUGAGAAAUCCCAGCUUAUAAAAGAAAUAGAUGACUGGAAACUGAAAGCAGAAGAACUGAAGAUUGCAAAGGAUGAGAAAGAAACCAGAAUACAUGAAAUGGAAGCCAGACUGAGUGAACUGGAACUGGAGAAGGUUAAACUGGUUAACACCUGCACUGAGAGGCUCCAUGCACUUAACAAUAUGAAACUGGAAAAAGACCAGCUAAUGAAUGAACUUGAAGCCAGUCGGGGUGAGCUAGCUGGCCUUGCAGAGGGAUUUGAAGAUUUUAAGAGGGACUACCAGGAUAAAAUCAAGGAGAUGGAAAAUACAGCAGACAGACUGAAAAUGCAGUUGAAAUCUGCCCAAGCUGAAUUGGAACAGACCAGGACUGCUCUAAAGGCUAUGGAAAGAUACGAUGGCAAUGCUAUGAAAGUUGCAGUGGGAAUGCAGAAGCAGAUCACAGCGAAGAGAGGACAGAUGGAUGCAUUACAGAGCAAGAUUAAAUUCUUGGAAGAAGCAAUGACAAAUGCAGCUAAGGAGAAGCAUUACCUUAGAGAAAAAAAUAGUAAACUAGGUCAAGAAUUGGGCUAUAUUACAGCAGAAAACAUCAGGAUUGCUGGGGAACUGGAGAUCUUGCGAUCACAAGACAAACUUCUAAAAGAAAAAAUAUCCAAGAUGGAGACAGCCCUUGAUAAGGCAUCACUGCGAUUUACAGAAUGUCAGUGCAUAAUCCAGCGUCAGGAACAAGAAGCAAUUGCCUUCAGACUGCAACAUACUUUAGAUGUAAAAGAGCUGCAGGGCCGAGGUUACUUGGCACCUUGUCCCUCAGGCAAGCUGCGGCACAUAGUGCCCCCUUCCCACCUGCACUCAGCUGUUGUGCCACCUUCCCUGAACUUGGCCAGCUGUGUCACUCAGAUGUCUUCCAAGCCAGACAUUUUGAAGGAUGAACCAUUGCAGGAUCUAAAGAGGAUUCUUCAAGAGUUAACAAGUUCAGGCAAUGAUAUUCCCUCUGUGGAUCUUGCCAAGGAUGGCAGCAAUGGUGGGAGAAAAUCACCUUUAGCAGCCACGCAGAUUGCAGCUAAAGACUCUGCUACUGAAAACAGUAUGGAAAAAGAUGCUUGUGAAUGGAGUCCUUUGUGCUUCCAUAGAGCAGACCUUCAGUCACAAGAUGUUACCCUGCCCUUUACAUCCCUUGGAGGUGCAUCCAUCUUCUCACCAGCUUCUGACUACACGUCUGCCCCCAAGAAGUCUCCAGUACACUUGUUGUUAACUGCUCCACUGGAAGACCUUGCAGCUGGCUCCAGUGCCUCACCACAGAACAGACCAUCUGCACAGAAGGUCUGCUCUCCAGAGGGUGCAGCCACAGUUCCCCAUAUAAACACAUCACCAGUGAUCAGAACUCAUGAAGUGAAAACAGAGAAAGCAAAGGAAAAGAAGAAAAAGCUAUAAAAGGGAAGACGCCUUGUACAUUAAGGAUUACUUUCAUGUAUGUACAUUGUGUUUAAGUUAUAUUUUUAUAACUUUUUAUAACUUUUAUAUAAUAAAAGAUCCUACAGUUUUGUCAUUCUUGCCUGGAACCAUGACACUCUUUACAGUUUUUAACUUUUCAAUGAGUGGGACAUACAGAGUACAAAUAUAUGUAAAUACGGACUCAUUCACUGGCACACAUUUUCA
Molecule: messenger RNA, 3792 nt
Organism: Melopsittacus undulatus (budgerigar)
Lineage: Eukaryota; Metazoa; Chordata; Aves; Psittaciformes; Psittaculidae
Gene: CCDC158
Product: coiled-coil domain containing 158
Source: RefSeq, a predicted model, not a curated record